Tricharina praecox is the source of this 948-nucleotide messenger RNA. RefSeq lists its product as uncharacterized. The transcript has 2 exons. The coding region runs from base 9 to 470 and encodes 153 amino acids. Lineage: Eukaryota; Fungi; Ascomycota; Pezizomycetes; Pezizales; Pyronemataceae. The record is from RefSeq and is a predicted model, not a curated record.
UGCUGCUGAUGCUGCUGAUGCUGCUGAUGCUGCUGAUGCUGUUGGUGCUGCUGGUGCUGAGGCUGCUGAGGCUGCGGUGGCUGGUGCUGCUGCUGCCAUUGAUGGGGUGGUGUCGUAUAGCUCUGAGGGGAUGCCUGCCAUUGAGGAGUGGUAGGAGUGGUCGCUUGCGGAUACUGAUGUACCGCGUGUGGUGGAUAUGCUGCUUGCUGCUGCGCAUAUUGUGGUGCUACCACGACCGGCGGGGGUGGAGGAGGAGGAGGAGGCGGGGGAGCGGUGCCCGGCUGAGGAGGAAUGUAGCCCGGAGGAGGAGCGUAACGUGUGAUCACAGGUUUGCUUCCUUUCUUGCUAAUGGCAUUGUUAUUGUUUUUGGGAGGUCGCGGUUUCUGCGCCAUUGCACCAGCUGGAUUCUGUCGACGUGGCUCCGGGCAGAACUGGGCCAUAUGUGUGCCGGAGCCGCAGUUGUAGCAUGACUGGACGCCCACAGCGACUGGAUAAGGCGACUGCUGUGGCGGCGGCAUCGGGACUGGCUGGUAGGGUCCGUAGUGGGGUUGUCUCGGAUUCGCGGCCAUGAUGACAGAGGGUAUCGCGGGUCCGAAGAGGCUAGAAUUAAGAGGUUGUAGAGGAUGGAAGCGACUUGUAAAGGACGGAAGUAACUUUUUGGCAAAAUUAUGCUCUGCAGUUGACGCGCUGUGCAAACCGAGUCCCGCCGGUAUUCAAGAGACAACAAGUAGCUAGGCAGAAAAGUAAGAAGUAGAGAACAGAGAGCGAAAACGAGGUCAAGCUAGAUUCGAGUCAGGAGCAAUGGAUCAUUAUUCGAAUUGCAGAAGGUGAGGUAAGUAUCGAUUGGGAGGUGGUUUUUGUGGUGUUGGUAUUGGUGGUGGUGGUGGUGAUGGUGGUGGUUGUGGCGGUGGAAGUGAGUGUUUUGGAUUAGAGGUAGAAGAAUGGAGG